AUGGCUCCGUCAUUAGAAGAACCUAUUGUCCCCUCUACACCGGUUGCCAAGCUCGUCGUCCCUACGAAGGGUGUCGCGGGUAACAACAAGUUCGGCUAUAUCCCUGGGCGUACUGUUGUCGAAAAACACACCACCUACGAACAUGAAGACCUUUUACCUUCUUUCCCAGAUAUCCAUUGGGCUCCAUUGGAAGAGAAUGUUCAUGAGGACCGAGGUAUCCAUGGGGAUCCUAAGUUUCGCAACCUCCUACAAGAUGCCUCUGCUGUGUUCGACUAUAACCCCAAGAUUGGAACAGAGGUCCAUGGAGUCGACUUGGCAAACCUCACCAGCGCACAGCAAGAUGAUCUAGCCCGUCUAGUAGCAUAUCGAGGAGUAGUCUUCUUCCGUGACCAAAAGAACCUGGAUAUUAAUGCUCAGCGUGACCUGGGUCGACACUUUGGAACCCUACAUAAGCAUGCUACCACAUCUGUUCCCCGCAAGCAGGGUCUUGAGGAUGUUCAUGUGGUGUACUCUGCUGAUAAUGCCCCUGACAACCGUGCUUUGUUUAGUCCCAGCUUUCUGUGGCACUCAGAUGUGACAUAUGAAGUGCAACCACCAUCAUACACCAUACUUAAGGUGCUCACUGGUCCCCCUAGUGGAGGCGGCGGUGACACCCUCUGGUCUUCACAGUACGCGGCAUACGACGUCCUGUCCUCGCACAUGCAGACCUACCUCAAGGGCUUAACAGCUCUCCACUCCGCAGACAUGCAAGCCAAUGACUCGCGUGCCAUUGGUCGACCUGUACGUAGAGAGCCCGUCACUACAGAGCACCCUCUUAUUCGAACAAAUCCUGUCACUGGUUGGAACAGUUUGUUCUUCAACCCUGGCUUCGUCACCACUAUCGUUGGCAUUCCCAAGGGCGAGAGUGAUGCCAUAAUUCGAUACCUCACAGAUGUGGUUGCUACAACCCAAGAGGCACACGCUCGUUUCCAGUGGAACAAGGGUGAUGUCGCUAUUUGGGAUAACCGAACUACAAACCACUCUGCGACAUAUGGCUUCACACCACACCGACGACAUGCUGUUCGUGUAGCAUCACAGGCUGAGCAUCCCAUCCUUAAAUCCUCUGGAAAAUCACAAGAAGAAGAGCUCAACGCUCUGUACGGACUGCCGGCAGUCAACAAGGAUGGAUCGCGCCAGUCAAACUACAACGACUAA
Molecule: messenger RNA, 1194 nt
Organism: Penicillium malachiteum
Lineage: Eukaryota; Fungi; Ascomycota; Eurotiomycetes; Eurotiales; Aspergillaceae
Product: TauD/TfdA dioxygenase family protein
Exons: 4
Coding region: 1-1194 (397 amino acids)
Cellular component (GO): cytoplasm
Molecular function (GO): 2-oxoglutarate-dependent dioxygenase activity
Source: RefSeq, a predicted model, not a curated record